Nakaseomyces glabratus is the source of this 1341-nucleotide messenger RNA. It is a transcript of the gene LEO1, whose product is annotated as Paf1-complex subunit LEO1. Lineage: Eukaryota; Fungi; Ascomycota; Saccharomycetes; Saccharomycetales; Saccharomycetaceae. Gene Ontology annotation, molecular function: RNA polymerase II C-terminal domain phosphoserine binding. The record is from RefSeq and is a predicted model, not a curated record. Gene Ontology annotation, cellular component: nucleus; Cdc73/Paf1 complex. Gene Ontology annotation, biological process: positive regulation of transcription elongation by RNA polymerase II; transcription elongation by RNA polymerase II.
AUGUCUGAAGAAGAGAAACAUAAUAUGUCUGAAGAGCAAGUUGAAUUGGCUCCAGAGGAGCCGCCAAAAGAGGAGGCAGAGGAUUCUGUUGAGGAUGGAAAAGACCAAGAGGAAACCAUGCCAGAGAAAGAAGAAGAGAUGGAUGAUCUUUUUGGUGAUGAUGAGGAUGAUGAGGAUGAGGAAGAGAUUACCACUGGCAGAGGCAGGAAUGGUACUACUGGAAUUAGCGAUGAUGAAGAAGACGAUGAUGAGGAAGGCAUCACCAGACGCAGUCGAGAACGUGAGGAUUAUGACAUGGAAGACUAUGACGAUGAAGCUAAGGAGCAGGAGAUGUACACAAGAAAGUUUUAUGGUGAGGAUGCAGUAAAUUAUUCAGACGAUGAUGAGCCACAUACGUUUAAGGAAUCAAACGUCGACUUGAUUAGACAUAUUAUCCCUUACAAGACCAGGACGACAAACAAUGAACACGAUGAAAUAUUUUAUGCUAAAGUUCCAGCCUUCUUAACAAUAGAUCCUGUACCAUUCGAUCCUCAAACUUUUGAAGCCACCGUUGAUGAAAGACUAAGCAAGUCUGCCUCAAAGGAGGACCAAUUAGGUGAUAGAUUAAUUGAUGAGAACACAAUUAGAUGGAGAUACUCUCGUGAUGCUGAGCAACACGUUUUCAAGGAGUCUAAUGCACAAAUUGUUCAAUGGUCAGACGGUUCGUUCUCGCUUAAAUUAGGCGACGAAUACACGGAUAUCAUAGUUAAUGACACAGACAAUACUUUCUUGACUGUUUCUCACGAUCAACAGGAACUAAUGCAAUGCUAUGAUGGUGGUGAAAUAACCAAGACUAUGAUGUUUAUACCUACCUCCACCAACUCGAAGAUACAUCAAAAACUAAGUAAAGCUGUUAGCAGGAGGAACGCAAGACAAAAUCUGGGUCCUGGUUCCUAUAUUAUCAAGCAGGAUCCAGAGAUAGAAAAGAAAGAGCUUGAAAAACUCCAAGGUCAAAUAAUAAGAGAGAGAAGGAAGAGACAACAGAAAGAGAUCGAAACUCGUGAAAAUGCCGAAAAUGGCUUCGCAGAGACCGGUGAGUUCAAGAGGGGCAACACUCCUUCGAGGUCUAGUAGGCAAAACGAAUACGAGGAUGAUGGUUUCUUAGUGGACGAUGAAGAUGAAGAGGACUUCAUAGACGAUGGUGAAGAAGAGGAAGAGGAAGAAGAAGAUGACGAUCUCGACGCUGAUAGAUUAAGAAACGCCAAAAGACAAGGAGAACAUGCUUUCACUGAGGAUGACGAUGAAGAAGACGACAACAAGAGAAGAAAAACAGCCAUUAUCAGUAGCGAAGAGGAUGACUGA